CCGUCGUCCAUCGUCCAUCGUCCAGACCUAUCUCCAGCGUUCCUUCCCACGCGCUUUGACUCUAGCUUCGUCGUUCUCGACCUGCUUCGCUCUUCUAUAUAUCCAUUCUCGGUCGUUUGCCUCUCAUCAACAGUACUCGUGUCGCAGUGUCUCGGUCCUUUUCUCUUCCUCAUUCUCCGUCUGGGUCUGCCUGUCAGUCAGUCAGUGAAGACAAUUGUAAGUACACGCGAAGAUUUUUCACAGCGAGGAGUAGCAGAGCGAAAAAUUUACAGUGAGAGGGAACAGCAUCGAGGGGAGGCGCAGGUCGAUCGAUUGCAGAAUUGGGUGUGCACCGUCAGGCCGGAGUGCCCUGAGAAUGGUUGUGCCCAGGAAGCUUCUCAAUGUCACGGUCCCUUCGUACUUCAUGUGCCCUAUUUCGCUGGAUCUCAUGAGGGAUCCGGUCACGCUCUGCACAGGAAUGACCUACGAUCGAUCGAGCAUCGAGAAAUGGCUCGACGAUGGGAAUCUGACGUGCCCGGCCACUAUGCAGUUGUUAGACAGCACGAGCCUGAUCCCGAACCACACUUUGAGGCGUUUGAUUCAGGAGUGGUGCGUCUCGAAUCGCUCCAAUGGAGUAGAAAGAAUCCCCACCCCCAAAUUGCCGGCGCAACCCGAAGAAGUCAAGGCAAUGCUCGAGGACUUGAAGUCGGGAAUUAAUGUUCAUGACACCGUGAAAAGGCUUCGCAGUCUCGCGAGGGAGAGCGAGAAGAACAAACGCUGCGCUUCGGACGCCGGGGCGGUCCAUGUUUUGAUCAACCUGCUCACCGUGCCCAACGCGGAGUGGCCAGCAAGCCUGAAUUAUUCUGCCGAUCGCGACUGGGUGGAGCUCACAGAGGAUGUACUGGCCACCAUCGUGGUCCUAUCCAACAGCGAAUCGUCGAGAGGCUCGGUGGUAGCGGGGACCAAGCAACUCGCUUGCAUCUGCUGGUUUCUGCGUCGGGGUAGCAUAGAGUCGAAGGUCAACGCCGCGGUGGUCCUCGAGAGCUUGGCGAGCAACAGCGAACUCAAGAGCGCCCUGUCGGAAAUGGAGGGAGUGAUUGAAUCGUUGGUGGGUCUUUUGAGGGAGAAAUUCUAUCCUAGAGCUGUCAGGGCGAGCUUGAAAUGCCUCUUGGCCUUGUGCGCCACCACCAGGAAGAAUCGAAUCAGGGCAGUAGAGGCAGGCGGUGUCGCAGCUCUCGUGGAGUUGCUUCCUGAAGCAGAGGGUCGUGGAAUGCUGGAACGCGCUCUGAAAAUUCUCGAGUUUUUAUCGUCUUGCGCCGAGGGACGAGAGGCAAUUAGCGAUCACGCGCUCGCGAUCCCCAUGCUCGUGAAAUUGAUUCUGAGAGCGUCCGAGGCCGCCAUCGAGCACGCGGUCGUGAUCUUGUGGAUGGUGUGCGAGUAUUCGGUGAACGCCUCCACCGUGCGGGAUUCCGCAGUCCAGGCCGGAGUGAUCACUCGUCUUAUCCUACUUUUGCAGACCGAAUGCUCCAAGAGGACCAAGCAAAAGGCCAUCGAGUUGUUGAAGCACCUCCGAGACAUUUGGAGUCAAUAUCCGUGCAGUCCCGGGAACAAGGCUCUAUCACGAAUUGCACCCUUCUGAAACCAACCUCUAAUGCGUGAUUUUGAUUUCAUGGGAUGAUUUUACGGAAUAACUUGUACAUAGUAAAGGGUUAGCAACCGGAAUAAAGUAGUUCUUGAGUUGUGGCCCAAAGAAGAAAAGGUUGCAAUUUAGGAAACAUUCAUUGGCUUCACAUCUGGAGGCCCGUAGAGUUUUGUUAGAAUCGCGGAUAUUCUGCCAACAUUGCGAAUUUAGAUAGUCAAUCCCCCUGUACCAGAUUUGGGUGAAAUUGUUUUCACUUCGGAUGAGGUGGAUCCAGUAGCAUGAAUUUGUCGAACACCCCGGAGCUACAGCAGAGCAUGGACCGAUGCUGAGACUAGGUUUUACAUGCGCACUAUAUUUCCUUUGUAUCAUAUGUAACGCGGUCACACAUUGAAACGAAUUUUUUGGGGAGGAGUGACGGAGAUUGUUUCUCCCUCUGCUGAACAGAAAAUAUUACUGAUGGUAUGAAUCU
Marchantia polymorpha subsp. ruderalis is the source of this 2090-nucleotide messenger RNA. Lineage: Eukaryota; Viridiplantae; Streptophyta; Marchantiopsida; Marchantiales; Marchantiaceae. The record is from the annotation of a GenBank genome assembly.